CCUCCGCCUCACACCGUGCCCAGCCCCCGAGGAGGCAGCUUGCUCCACUCCGGGCCUCCUCGCGGGGCUCGCAUGGUCUUGCCCUGUGACCCCAUGGGGCUGGGGGAGCGCUUCGGGACCGCUCUGUGGCGAGACAUGCUGGGGUCGGAGGCCUGGGCGGCGCUCCGGCGCUGGGAUUGAGCGUCCUGGUAGCACCUUUGGCUUCAAAGGCUUUCACUUGGAGAAAUGAGACACACAGCAUGUUCCCCGGGCGAGCAGCAGGGAGAAAGGGCUGGCUCCUCAGCCACCCAUGGCCCCAGGGAGCGUCUCCAACGGUACUCGGAGUACUGGGAUGGAUCUGGGGUUGACCAGGCUCCGGUGGGGUGCUGGGACUUCUUGGCUGUCCUCCUUUCAUUGGGGUCUUGGCUUGGCUACUCUUGUAAAAAGGAGCCGUUGAAUCUGAAAGAUGAAACGUAAAGCUGAGUUGAGACAAGCCUGGACUAUUUCCUCAAUGCCUCCUGCGUUUGGGCAGGGAGUGAGGAGCAAAGGCAUGGGGAAGUCCUGUUACGCUGUGCCAGCCUCCUGUCUCCCUGUGCAGCUGGGCUUUGCAUGUCUCAUGGGAGGCAGAGUUCAGCCCCACAGCUCCACAUCAAAACCCUGCCUACAUGACUCACAGAGGCUUGUCUUUCUUAUUGUGGUGAUUGUGGUGUUCUCACGGAAGAGGCAGAUGACAUCUGGUGACUCCUGGAUAGUUCGGGGGAAUUUACAGUGGAUUGUUGGUGUUAUUACAGUUUUAUAGAAUAAUAAUUCCACAAUUCUUACUGUUUAUACCCAGCAGGUAGUAGCAUUUGUCUGUCCUUUCGUUGAUGUCUUGCUGCAGUUUUGUGUUAGGUAAAGUUCGUUCAUGAUGAUUGCCCUCUCCCACACCUCAGUUGAAGGGUCCUCAGCACAGCAGGGAUCACAUUUCAAGGAGGAGCUGAGGGAACGGAUGUCACUAUCCCCACAUAACAGUGCCUGCGUGGAGAUGUCAGAUCACUGACGCUGGUUGGGGGCUUUGGCUGCUGUACUAGCCUGGCUGGGUGCCACUCCUUGACAUUUCCCAGGUUCCUGUCAUGCAUCAAGUCUGGGAGUAUUUGGCAGCUUCUCACCUUGAGUCUGUUUCUUCUCCACUCCUGAGUCCUGAGAGAUUGCUAUGUAGAGUGGGGUUUUGCAGUACCUUCAGAAGAGUUUUUCCCAACCGUGUCAGAACAUGGAAGAGUCCAGAGCACAUCCUGAAGGACAAAUCUGGGAACCUUUUCUUCCGAUUGCAGGCCAGCAAAGAUGCUGCUGUAGAUGACUGACACACUUGUGCCUCACAUGCUAUGGCUCUACAUGGCGUCUGCAGGACCAGACCAUGCUAGUCUGGGCCCCAAACAGCAGAAGAGCAUUGGGCUGGAGUCAGGCACCCUUUCAGCAGAAGGACCUGAGCCGUGCUGGGCCUGGUGCCUUGCUCAGCAGCAGGCAAAACCCAUCUGGAAUUUAGAGGAGAGAUAUGAGAGUGCUUUCCAGGAUCGCAUCCUGCUCCCCUCAGGGAUCCCUCUGCAGCAAUCCCGCCACUUGUGCUCACCGUCACUAUGCCAUGCACAGCCCACUGAAGACAGCCUCCAAAGGCCUCCAGACACUGGCUCUGUCAAGGGAAGUGUGAUGUCGUCCAUGCUGAUGGAGCCUUGCCUGCUGGUAGAGGAGCGCUCUGGAACUGGGGUCAAAGACUCUGCCCUCAGUUCAGGUCAGCAGGCUGCCAGCUCCUCUAGACCAGUGCUCAAUAACAGCUCCUUCCUAUGGCCAAGCAGUGCUAAAGUGCCUUUUCUGCAGUCACUGAAGAUGAAAAAGGUGGAAAACACCCAGAGUUUUCCUGCUGUUUCAUGGUCUCACUCUGGAGACAAUAGAGAUAACUUCCCUAGCAGCCUGAUCAACAGAGCAGUGACAAACAGCAGCGCUGUGUCAGAGCAAAACACAAUCCCCUCCCUUACCCCUGUGCCAAGCAGUGUGAUCCUGAGGAAGGAGCAGUGCUUGUUGGAUGGUGCUAAGGGGAGAUUUCAAAGCUCAAAAGAGAAGGAACUGGAGAAGAGCCUCUUGAAGGCUGUGCAGCAGCUACCUUGUCAGGCUGUCACACACAGAGGCUCUGGGUGCCGAGUCAAAAGUUCCAGCCUUACAAAUGUGGGCAGCCUGUCCAACCAGAACAGCAGGAGGAGGCAGCAUGCCAGAGUGCAGAUCAUCCGGAAAGAAACCAUUGCUCCCCUGAACCUGGAGCUGGGGAGCCAUUGCCUUACCAGUAACUCAAGCCUUAUGGGCACCUGUGAUGCUGUUGCCCACACUAAGUGGAUCAGUGAUUGUCCCUUGGCCUCGUAUGCUGGUGCUCCUGACUGCAGCACCGGCUGCUGUCCCAAGGACAUGCUGAGCCCUCUGUGUGUGGGGGACUGCCUGGCAAGAACAGAGCCUCUGCACUUCACUGCCAUCUCUGAAGUGGCAGCACAGGUGUCCACCAUCCAACUGGAGAAAGAGGAGAAACAGGCCCAGGCUGUGGUCCCAGGGAAGCUUAAUGCUACUGCUGAGAAGUCACUGCUGGAGCUGAGCCAUCCCCAGGAUGAAGCAGAGGAAGAACUUCCUGAUGGCCUGGACGAGAGCUGCAGUCAAGAGGAGUAUGAGGACAGUGACUCAGAUGCUUCCUCUGAUGCCGAUGUGUCGUCCAGUGGCUCCGUGACUCCCGUAUCCAGGAGUUGCAUCGAGUGCCUGGCCCAGCCUGCUGAGGCUCAAGACAAAGUGCUCAAACCAGCUCUUGUCUGCAGUUUAUUCCCUAAUGUGCCUCCAACUAUCUACUUCAGUACUCGGGAUGAGACAGUGGAAAAGCUGCCUUGGGAGCAGAGGAAGCUGCUGCGAUGGAAGAUGUGCAGAGUCACGCCUAACAUAGUGAAGCAAACCAUUGGCAGGUCCCACUUCAGAGUUAGCAAAAAAAGCAAUGACUGGCUGGGUUGCUGGGGCCACCACAUGAAAUCCCCUGGCUUCAAAGCCAUAAGGGAGCACCAAAAGCUAAACCACUUUCCUGGUUCAUUUCAAAUUGGAAGGAAGGACCGUCUGUGGCGCAACCUGGUGAAGAUGCAGGCUCGCUGUGGGAAAAAGGAGUUUAAUUUCUUCCCUCAGUCCUUCAUCCUGCCCCAGGACAUCAAAUUACUCAGGAAAGCAUGGGAGGAAGGAGCUAGCCGACAGAAAUGGAUUGUGAAACCACCAGCAUCAGCAAGAGGCAUUGGUAUCCAAGUCAUCCACAAAUGGAGCCAGCUCCCCAAAAGGAGACCACUGCUAGUACAGAGAUACCUGCACAAACCCUACCUCAUUGGCGGGAAGAAGUUUGACCUGAGGAUCUAUGUUUACGUCACUUGCUAUGAUCCCCUCAGAGUCUACCUGUUCAAGGAUGGAUUGGUUCGCUUUGCUAGCUGCAAGUACUCCUCCUCAAUGGAGAGCCUCAGCAACAAGUUCAUGCACUUGACCAACUACAGUGUGAACAAGAAGAACAUGGAGUACAAAUCUAACUCAGAUGAGACUGCUUGUCAGGGGCACAAAUGGGCACUCAAAGCUCUCUGGAGUUACCUGACACAGAAGGGAGUUAAUAGUGAGGCCAUCUGGGAUAAGAUUAAGGACAUCGUUAUCAAAACCAUCAUUGCUUCUGAGCCCUACGUGAACAGCCUGGUGAAGAUGUAUGUGCGCCGGCCGUAUUGUUGCCAUGAGCUGUUUGGGUUUGAUAUCAUGCUGGAUGAAAACCUCAAGCCCUGGAUCUUAGAAGUCAACAUUUCCCCAAGCCUCCACUCCAACUCCCCACUGGAUGUGAGCAUCAAGGGCCAGAUGAUUCGGGACCUCCUCAACCUCGCUGGCUUUGUUCUGCCCAGCAUGGACAGUAUGGCCUCAAGGACACAGACAAGAAGUGGUUCUACCUGCAGUCUGGGCAGUGCUUUAAAGGAGAAGCCCAAGCCAGUAUCUGAGCAUUUGAGAGCAGAGAAGAUGAAGAAGGCCUAUUACUUGAUGCAGAAGAUACCUGACCAGGAUUUUUAUUCUUCUGUCUUGGACAUCCUGACUCCAGAUGAUGUUCGCAUCCUGGUGGAGACAGAGGAUGAGUAUUCCCGGCGUGGGCAGUUUGAGCGGGUGUUCCCCAGCCACAUCUCCAUGCGGUACCUGCGCUUCUUUGAGCAGCCUCGUUACUUUAACAUCCUGUUGACCCAGUGGGAGAUCAAAUACUACUUGAACAGACACAAAGGUCUGGAGCUACUGAAGAACUGGUGUGUCAAAGGUUACCACACUGGGGCAGGGACAGAUUUUGCCCAGAUGUGGUCAUCGCCAAAGUCGUUCUUCCUCCAGAAGAGUAGCAUUCAAUCAAACAGCUUCAGCAAACUGGAACUGGGCAGACUGGGCACAUGCCUCCCUUCAGCUGGUGAGGAUCUCAUGAGAUGCCUGGAGCCCAGCCCUACUCAGAGCUUACCUCUCAACAAGUGCACUGGUGGAGCCAACCAGAGACCUGCUGGCUGCCUCUCUGACACUGCCCUAGUGAUGUGACCAAGCAGCCACCGUCCCUCCCUGGGGACAUAUCAACCUACCUCAAAGGAAGAGACAGGAGCUGGCUCUGUAGAGCAAGGACUGUGGGAGCCCCUUGCACUGCACACUUGUUUUGGGGCUGGUUGUAGAGAGGGAUGUUUUCCUGGGCAAAGAGGAGACCUAUGUGACUUCACUUUCUAAAACAAGUGGCAAAGCCUGAGGAAGUGGGGGUUAUCUGGCCUUUGUUCUAGACUGUUCUUGAAGCCUGACAUGGUGGUUUCUUUGCUGCGUGGGAGCUGACUGAGCCUGCCCUUCUUGUCCCCAGUCAUCACAGGCUGAGCCCUUGCUCGCCUGUGUCUGUGUCCUGAGUUGCUGGCAGCUGAGUCUGCUCUUGCCCUGCUGCAGCCUGGCCCCUGGAGAUAGGUCCCUAGUCCUCACGCCUGGGAGGAAAAACUGCCCAGUUUCAUCCUUUCUGAAUGUCUGUGCCAGCAUCUUGCUCUCCCCCAGGAACAGGCCCUGCAGGAGAUGUCUGAGGCUUGCACCACAGCUCAAGAGAGACCACGAGUACUAGUGUGGCUCCAGUUUGUUGUGGGGGCAGGAGGGCUGCUGGGGAGGCAGCAUCCUUCUCAGGGCCAUUGGCUCUCUGGUGUGCCCUGCAGCAUGUGUGCACAGACUGCAGGCUUAGUGCUCUUCUCCUGAGUCUGCUGUCCAUUUUCCCUUUGUUUCUCAAGGAUUUCUAUUAAACUUUUAAC
Cinclus cinclus is the source of this 5288-nucleotide messenger RNA. It is a transcript of the gene TTLL4, whose product is annotated as tubulin tyrosine ligase like 4. Gene Ontology annotation, cellular component: cilium. The transcript is spliced from 19 exons. The record is from RefSeq and is a predicted model, not a curated record. The coding region runs from base 1312 to 4557 and encodes 1081 amino acids. Gene Ontology annotation, molecular function: tubulin-glutamic acid ligase activity; tubulin binding. NCBI's taxonomy places the organism in Eukaryota, Metazoa, Chordata, Aves, Passeriformes, Cinclidae. Gene Ontology annotation, biological process: protein polyglutamylation; microtubule cytoskeleton organization.